Drosophila guanche is the source of this 3144-nucleotide messenger RNA. RefSeq names its product laccase-7 (gene Mco1). The coding region runs from base 56 to 2908 and encodes 950 amino acids. Gene Ontology annotation, biological process: iron ion transport. Gene Ontology annotation, molecular function: copper ion binding; oxidoreductase activity. The transcript is spliced from 5 exons. Gene Ontology annotation, cellular component: plasma membrane. The record is from RefSeq and is a predicted model, not a curated record. Lineage: Eukaryota; Metazoa; Arthropoda; Insecta; Diptera; Drosophilidae.
AGAAAGAAAAACAAUAACCGCAAAUUAAAUAAACGUAAACCAUAAUUAUGACAAAAUGAGUUUGUCGACAGCAGUGCUGCUGGCAUGUUCCUUAACAGUGCUCUUACAGGUUGCGAGUCGGGCCAGCGGCUUGGACACUGUAAAUGCGACAGCGGGCACUCAAACUGUAAAUUCUACGGCAGGCUUGAAAACUGCAAAUUCUACAGCAGGCGUUACAUUUUGUUUAUAUCAAGAGCACAAUGUAACUUACCGCCGGGAGCUGGGUGCCGUGUGGUUUGCCUCACAGGAUCCCUGUCUGGUGUACUCGUGUGCCGCGGGCGUGGCCACGGAUCCGCAGGCGCAUAUUGUCGUCACACAAGUCGAUUGCAAUGAGUUCUACUGUGAAGUGGGCUCGGAGCUACGCUCAACCGCUGGCAGCUGCUGUGGCGAGUGCGUGCGCACCCAUUGCCAGCAUAAUAAUACCCUGUAUGCGGUGGGUGAGUCCUGGCACAACGAUGCCGACUGUACCCUCCUCGAGUGUGGCCGUUUGGACACUGGCCAGAUUAUUAUCAACACGUAUCAGCGCAAUUGUCCGCCGCUGCAGGAGGAGUGUCCCGCCUCGAGGGUGGAGCUGCGGAACUGUUGCCCCUUUUGUCGUCCAAGUCCCCUAAAAGCGUCGCGAGUGGAGCCGUUCGAUGCAGUGGGUGACUUGGAGGGCUCGGAGGACACUUGGACUGCCGAAUGGUACCGACAGCAUCCCUGUCGUCGCGAUUGUCAAGCAGGCGGGGAACCCCUCACUUGCCGCUACAAUUUUGUUGUGGAAUGGUAUCAGACCUUCGCCAAGGCCUGCUACGAUUGUCCACGAAAUCUGACGGAUUGCUCGCGGCCACACUGCAUCAUGGGAGAUGGCCUGGAGCGUGGCAUCACUGUGGUGAAUCGCAUGAUGCCAGGGCCCGCCAUAGAGGUCUGCGAAGGUGAUCGCAUCGUGGUGGAUGUGAAGAACAGUCUGCUCGGGGAGAGCACCUCCAUCCACUGGCAUGGACUGCAUCAGAAGAAUACGCCCUACAUGGACGGUGUGCCGCACAUUACGCAGUGCCCCAUUACGCCGCAUGCCACAUUCCGUUACAGUUUCCCAGCGGAUCUCUCGGGCACUCAUUUCUGGCACUCGCACACGGGCAUGCAGCGUGGCGAUGGAGUUUUUGGGGCACUGAUCAUCAGGAAACCAAAGAGUGCAGAGCCCCACGGCCGACUGUACGAUCUGGAUCUCAGCGAACAUGUGAUGAUUGUCCAGGACUGGAUACACGAGCCCGGGGCCAGCAUCUUUGCGAGUCAUCAUCACUCUCGAGGCGACAAUAAGCCGCACAAUCUGUUGGUCAAUGGCCGGGGACGCUAUUACAAUCGCAUCUGGGCAGAGGCCAAAAAGGAGCAUCAGGUGGCCAGAGGCAAGACGAGCACGAAGCCGUUAGAGCCGCUGCCCAAAUCCGAGGUGGAUUUGGUACAAACUUUGCCACGAAGCGCACGUCUGGCCAAGAACAACAACACCAAUACCACGCGACUCUUUCCGGUGCAACUGUUGCGGCAAAAGCGUGGAAAUCUCAAUGAGAUUCCCCUCGAACUGGUGCCCCAUCAGGUGUACAAUGUGCAGCGUGGCCUGCGCUAUCGUUUCAGGAUCAUCAAUGCGGAGUAUCUCAAUUGUCCGAUUGUCGUUUCGGUGGAUGGGCAUAAUCUGACGGCCAUCAAUUCGGAUGGCUUUGACAUUGAGGCCAUGGAAGUGGGUUCCAUUGUGACAUAUGCCGGGGAACGCUUUGAUUUUGUGCUGCAUGCCAAUCAGGCGGUGGGCAACUAUUGGGUGCGCCUCAAGGGCUUAAUGGACUGCAGCGAGGUCUUCACCUCCGCCUUCCAAGUGGCCAUUUUGCGGUACGAAGGCGCACCCGAUGAGGAGCCCAGCGCGGCGCUCAGUUACGCCCACAAGGCGGAGGGCAUUGAACUGAAUGUAAUGAACCGUGGACCGGGCUAUCCGGACACCAAAACUGUGGCUGAGAUGCGAGCGUUGCCCAUCUACGAUCAAGUGCCGGGCAUCGAUCAUGACACGCUCCAGCCGGAGGCUGACUUCAAGUUCUUUGUGUACUACGAUUUCUAUGCCAAGAAUAAUCCAGAGUUCCACGACAAAGAUCUCUAUGCCAUGGACAUGAAUAUGACGCAAUCGAAUCGCCUCUACACGCCACAAUUGAAUCACAUAACCCUGAAGUUUCCAUCGCUGGCGUUGCUGCCUUCCCGCCGACAACUAAACGACGCUGAUUUUUGCAACGAGACAAGUCUCGCGGCGCAGGGCAUCGAUUGCCGCACAGAGUUCUGCAAGUGCCACCAUGUGCUGCAAGUGCCACUCAAUGCGGUGGUGGAGCUAAUCAUUGUGGACGAGGGUUUCCAGUAUUAUGCGAAUCAUCCUUUCCACUUGCAUGGCAAUGCAUUUCGAGUGCUGGCACUGGAGAGAUUGGGCGAGAAUGUGACCAUCGAAAUGAUCAAAUCCCUGGAUCGUUUCAAUUUGCUAAAACGCAACUUUGUCAAUCCUCCUGUGAAGGAUACAGUAACCAUUCCCGAUGGUGGCUACACCAUCAUUCGCUUUGAGGCCUACAAUCCUGGCUAUUGGCUCUUCCACUGCCACAUUGAGUUUCAUGCGGAGAUUGGCAUGGCUCUGGUCUUCAAGGUAGGCGACGACGAUCAAAUGGUGCCCGUGCCGGAGCACUUUCCCACCUGUGGGGACUACAAUCCGGAUUUGCGUUCCGAUGCGGAGCCAACCACUGAGGGGACUAGCAGCAAACCGCCAACAGCCGCACCACAGGAUACGGAUGGAGGUGCCAAAGGAUUGGCAAGCGGCCCAGCGACGAUCGCUUUGAUUUGCAGUUUACUUUUGCUGCGAUUUGGGCACUAACGGGCCGGACAACCACUUCUCCCCCCAUCUAUACUUGCCACGCGAAUUUCAGAGAUUAUUUAUUCAGAGCGGGAGCAGCAGCUGUCUGUCUCUUUGCUGUCUGCUGUUUGAGUUCAUCUUUUGUAUAUAUUGUAUUCCAUAGUCGUAUGUGUAGCCCUCAUUGUAGCAUCUAAACAUCUGUGAUUGUCUAAGAAAAAAAUCUUUUCUAAAAAUCUAUUAAACAAUUUUAUAAGAAA